Acanthopagrus latus (yellowfin seabream) is the source of this 437-nucleotide messenger RNA. RefSeq names its product ribosomal protein S21 (gene rps21). The transcript is spliced from 6 exons. Gene Ontology annotation, biological process: endonucleolytic cleavage to generate mature 3'-end of SSU-rRNA from (SSU-rRNA, 5.8S rRNA, LSU-rRNA); translation; endonucleolytic cleavage in ITS1 to separate SSU-rRNA from 5.8S rRNA and LSU-rRNA from tricistronic rRNA transcript (SSU-rRNA, 5.8S rRNA, LSU-rRNA). Gene Ontology annotation, cellular component: cytosolic small ribosomal subunit; ribosome. The record is from RefSeq and is a predicted model, not a curated record. Gene Ontology annotation, molecular function: structural constituent of ribosome. The coding region runs from base 113 to 358 and encodes 81 amino acids. NCBI's taxonomy places the organism in Eukaryota, Metazoa, Chordata, Actinopteri, Spariformes, Sparidae.
CGACUCGUGCAGAGAGCGAGAGAUAUUUCUACUUCCGGGUCCGUCGCUCUUCCUUUCCUGUCGGCCAUUAGUCGGAUACGCUUUGUAAGCGACCACCUGUACAACUGUAAUCAUGCAGAACGACGCUGGUGAAUUUGUGGACCUGUACGUCCCACGUAAAUGCUCUGCUAGCAACAGAAUCAUUGGAGCCAAGGACCAUGCCUCCAUCCAGAUGAACAUUGCUGAGGUCGACAAGGUGACUGGUCGCUUCAAUGGUCAGUUCAAGACCUACGCUAUCUGCGGCGCCAUCCGCAGAAUGGGUGAGUCUGAUGACUCCAUCCUCAGGCUCGCGAGGAAUGACAGCGUUGUUGCAAAGUAAGAACCUGAUGUUGCAAAGAACUUCUAAGCGUGACGUUGGAUCUGUGGAAUCUUUGUAAAAUAAAAUGGAGAUAAAAAAC